AUGGCCAAACCGAAGCCGGCGACGCUGGCCUCCGCCCCGCCGCCGCUUGAACCGGCAGAGCCACCGCCGCUGGGCCCAGCGCCGUCGGCCACCAGGCCUGCGACUGCUCCCAAUGGUGGUGCACCCGCUUCCGCACCAGCGCGGGCGGCGCCAGCUGCUGCAGCCGAGGUGGCCAGCCCUGAGGACAUUCGCGCUGCUAUUGUGGAGUAUCUCCGGAAGAAGCCUGGCAACAAGGAUCUCCUCACCCGACUGGGGCUGUAUCUGCGCUCCCGCAAGCUGUCGCCCGAGGGCCAGCUCAAACGCUUCAUCCAGCAGCAGUGCUUGGGGCGGGUGGUGGUGCCAGACGCCAAGGCAGGAACUGACAUGGUGCAGCUGGCAGAGGCGGCGGCCGCAGAUGCAGCUGCCGCACAGCGGGAGCGUGAACGCGAGCGGGAGCGUGCGGCCGCUGAGGCGGCGUCCACGCCGGCCAAUGCAGACGCGGCCAGGCGCCCUGCCUCUGCUGGCGAAAGCUUUGACCCGUCCUGGCUGGAGGAGCAGCUCAUGCAGCAGUGUGUGGAGCUGCAGAGGAGCGGCGUGCAGCCCACGCUGCCGCUGCUGGGCAGCUUCUGCAUCGAGAAGCUCAACUUGCAGAUGAGGGGGAGGCUGAAGCCGUUUCUAGAGCGCCGCUCGCAGCUCUGCACGCUGUCAGACGACGGGCGGCAGCAAGUGCAGCUGACGGCUGCCGGCACCACCCUGGGGGGUGGAAGAUUAGGCAGCAGCGAAGCAGCAGCCUCGGCGCCGCUGCUGGGGCAGGUGGCUGGCAGCCUUCCCGGCAGUAGCAGUGCCGCGGGAGGUGGCGGCGCCGCCUCCACCGACCAAGUGGCAGCAGCAGUGAUGCCGGGUGUGGCGGCAGCGCAGUCGGCAGCAAAGGAUUACAAAAAGUGGGACGUGCUGACGAAGGAAAUCUUCCAGUUCGUGAAAUCUAAAGGCGUGGCCACCUACAACCAGAUAGACGCCCACAUCAAGGCCAACUGUGCAAAGCUGAUUGCAGGCACCGGCAUCCCGUUGAAUCAGUGGAAGAGCCAGUUCUUCCUACACAAGCGGCGCAACAUCUUCAGGCUGCAGGGCCCCGUGGUGUCUCUGAGCAGCUACAUUCCAGACAGCACGGAAGACGGCCCCAGCGUGCCGCCGGCAACCCUUGCCGGCUCCCCAGCGGAAGAGUUCCCGCCUCUGCCUGGCGCAGCAGCAGCUCCGGUAGCUGGGACGGCUGCCGCCGGUGCGACCGCUGCCAUUGGCAGCAGCAGCGGCAGCGGUGGCAGCACCACGCCCAAGGCAGGGGCAUCGCCGGCGGACAACCCUCUGCUGGCAGCAUUUGCCGCCGAGCGGCGGAUGCUAGAGCAGCUGAGGGAUGAUGUGGAGGCCAAGCUGGCAUCCUUCAAGGCGCUGUCGGAGCUGCAGAAAGAGAACUCUGGGCUGCGCGCGGCUUGUGUGACGCUGGGGCGCGAGCUGCUGUCUUUCAAGUCUGAAUUUGCGGCCUUCCAGCAGCAGACGGUGGCAGCGCUUGCAGUGGUCAGCCCCGGCGCGGCCGCCAUGCUUCUGAAUGGCGGCGGCAUGGGAGCAGGGGAUGCCGCCAUGUCACCUGCCAUGUCACCCGUGAUGGGAGCAGGAGGGACAGAUGAAGCAGCACAAGAAAAGCAGCAGCAGCAACAGCGGCAGCAGCAGCAGGAAGAUGACAGCGGUUUUGCGGUCUCCUAUUCGUCCGGCGAUCAGGCAGCGGCGGCCGCAGCAGCCACGGGGCCCGAAGAGGCGCAGGCAGCUUCCGGGGCGGCCAUGCCACUGCCGCUGCCACUGCCGAUGCCGGCACACAUGCCCGCCUCGGCGCCGCUGGUUGGCGCUCCGGCGGAGCCGAGCAUGGCUAUGCCGAAAGGCGAGAUUGUGCUGGUGGGGGGGCACGACGGCGGCUCCUGGCUAGACUCUGUAGACUACUUCAGCCCCAGCGAGCGUGUGUGGGCCAGCCUGCCCCUGCUGGGCCAGCCACGCAGCUUUGCCGCCGCCGUCGGCACAGCCGCCGAAGUGUUUGUGGCGGGCGGCGGCAACGGCGUGGAGUGGUUUGACAGCGUCGUGCGGUACGACCGCCAGGCGGGGCUCAUGGGCGGCUGGGUGGAGCUGGCGCCGCUGCAGGUGGCGCGCGGCAGCCUGGCGGCGGGGGUGGCCAACGGCUACCUGUUUGCCUACGGCGGCGGCAAGCCCAAGGAGCAGUACAAUGUGGUGGAGUGGUACGACCCUCAGUCCAACCGCUGGCUGCCCGGCCCGCCGCUGUCGCGCAAACGCUUUGCGCUGGGCGGCGCGGCGCUAGACGGCGUCAUGUAUGCUGUGGGCGGCUACGACGGCGUGUCCUACCUCGACUGCGCAGAGCGGCUAGACCCGCGCAGCGACCGCUGGGAGGCGCUGCCUGGCUCGAUGGCCAGCAAGCGCGGCGGGCACUCGGUGGCGGCGGUGGCCGGCCGGCUGUAUGCCCUGGGCGGCUUCAACAGCGUGCAGGCCAUUCCACACUGCGAGGUGUUUGACCCGCGGAUGAACGCCUGGCGCUCGAUAGCAGACAUGGCUGAUGCCCGCGCCUAUGGCUCUUGUGCCGUGCUGGGCUCCACUGUGUUUGCGGUGGGCGGACUGCAGAGCGACAUGCAGACACACGCCAUCCUGCUUGAGUCCUACAACCCGACCAGCGACUGCUGGGAGCAUGUGGAGCUCCCUUCCAAUGCCAACCCACGCCGCAGCUUCUUGGCCGCAUGCGGGCUGGAGUAG
Molecule: messenger RNA, 2781 nt
Organism: Chlorella variabilis
Lineage: Eukaryota; Viridiplantae; Chlorophyta; Trebouxiophyceae; Chlorellales; Chlorellaceae
Exons: 14
Coding region: 1-2781 (926 amino acids)
Biological process (GO): response to endoplasmic reticulum stress
Molecular function (GO): protein binding
Source: RefSeq, a predicted model, not a curated record